Paraphaeosphaeria sporulosa is the source of this 477-nucleotide messenger RNA. RefSeq lists its product as uncharacterized. The coding region runs from base 1 to 477 and encodes 158 amino acids. The transcript has a single exon. Lineage: Eukaryota; Fungi; Ascomycota; Dothideomycetes; Pleosporales; Didymosphaeriaceae. The record is from RefSeq and is a predicted model, not a curated record.
AUGGCUGGGGGCGAACCGGACACGCCGUUUUGGGCCAUCGCGCAUCCCCCCACUGUCAACGAUGCUGUGGGCGUAGACUGCCGCAUGUGUCGGUGGAUCGGGUCUCGAGGCGCUGGCCGUGUGCCUACAAACGUCGUGGCAAUGUGGCCACGGCCGGAGGUGUGCAAGCGCAGGAGGCUUCGCGGCGGGAGCAAGCCUGAGGCAGGUCGCCAGCGCCUGCCGCGGGCGCGGGUGCGCAGGGCUAUUCUUUCCUCGUCUCGGUGCUUGCGCCUGGCAGCCACCGCUGGAGAACAAUGCGCGUUGGGCAGGGCUGCCGUGCAGCGAGUCGGCAGUGGGCGAUCAUGCGGUCGCGCUAAAAGAUCGGCAGCUGCAUGGCGCCACAAAACGGCGCCCCAGGGCAUCCCAACCACAGCACUCCAUGCUCUUCGCGUUUCUGAACCACCUGGCCAAGCCAGCGCGUGCCUAUGCCCAAGCUAG